UUGGUCAUUCAAGGACUCAAGCUAUGAAACGUUUCCAUUCAUUGGAAAAAAGAUUUCUUAAAGAACCUGAGCUCAAACCUCAAUAUGUUGAAUUUAUGCAGGAAUAUGAAGAUUUAGGUCACAUGCACCCUGUACCGCCACCAGCCCCUGAAGUCACAAAGGAAUUUUGGCAACAAUGGUCUGAAGAAUAUUUAGUUACUCUUCAGAAAAGACAUAAAUGGUCUUCUUCAUCACCCAAUCUUCAAGUUGGCACUCUUGUGCUAUUGAAGGAUCCUGGGACACCACCAACACUCUGGAAGCUUGGACGUAUUACAGAGGUUUUCCCUGGCUCCGAUGACAAGGUUAGAGUCAUCCAGGUUCUAACUGAUUCUGGUGUUUUCAAACAUUCUAUUGCUAGUGUUGCACCUUUGCCAUUAGAUGAUAGCGAAUGA
Molecule: messenger RNA, 431 nt
Organism: Nilaparvata lugens (brown planthopper)
Lineage: Eukaryota; Metazoa; Arthropoda; Insecta; Hemiptera; Delphacidae
Exons: 2
Coding region: 24-431 (135 amino acids)
Source: RefSeq, a predicted model, not a curated record